UCGGCGGGAAUGAGGUGUGAGAGAACAAAGAUCCAUCUCUGCAGUCGGCGUUUACAAACGGAGCGCGACCCUCCGAUCCGGCCACCGUCCUUUCGCAAUCCCGGCCAUGGGAGAAACUUUUCUACGCUGCCCGCUGCGCACUCCGUGCGGUCGGGUUUUGGUGUCGUUACCGCCCGGCGGCGAAUUCCUGCUGGGUACUCCGGAGUUCGUAAACAGGACAAGCGACCAGGGAUUCUGCAUUCCCAUCCAGGAGGUGGUUGCUGUGAGACUUGGAACAGCCAGUAGCAGAAAGGAGAUUUUGGAAUCUACUAGGGAUGAAAACUCUUUCACAGUUUUUUUUAUACAGCGGGAAAAAGGAGAGUGUUGGAACCUUGGGGAGCUGGAGUUCACUGCCCCAUCCACAUCUGAUCUAGCAACACGCUGGGUCAGCGCCCUUCAGACCUGGAUUCAUUAUCAUGGUGUUACACGGCCCAAGAGUCUACUUGUCUUCAUCAAUCCAGUGGGGGGACGUAAGCAAGCAAUGGAGAUCUAUCAAAGUCAAGUGGCUCCACUGUUCGCCCUGGCUGGGAUCCAUGCUCAAGUUGUGGAGACUUGCCAUGCAAAUGAGGCUCGUGACUACAUCCUACAGCAAGAUCUCUGUGGCUUCGAUGGGCUGGUAAGUGUGGGAGGCGACGGCACAUUCAAUGAAGUGAUGCACGCCUUAAUCAACCGAACCCAGCAGAAGGCAGGGAAGCUCAAAGGGGACGUUGAUGUGGAGCUUCUGUCCCCAAGACUUCGCAUUGGCAUCAUUCCUGCAGGUUCUACAGAUUGUGUCUGCUUUGCAACUGUGGGAACAAAUGACCCCGUCACCUCUGCUCUGCACAUCAUUAUAGGGGAUAGCCAGCCUCUGGAUGUCUGCAGCAUUUGGCAUGAUGGGAUGCUUUUACGCUACUCCGUCUCCCUGACUGGUUAUGGUUUCUACGGCGAUGUAGUAAGCAUCAGUGAGAAGCAUCGUUGGAUGGGGCCAGCGCGUUACACCUUUGCAGGAGCCAAAGCCGUGCUAAACAACCGCAGCUAUGAAGGCACUGUGGAAUUCCAAUUGGCAGAGUCAGAGGACACCAAUCCGCGGGAUCAGUCACGCUGCCGAUCAGGCUGCAUGGUCUGUUCUGAGUCUAGCAAAAACCUUCUGAGUGGAAGCAAGGAAGAACACUUAUCAGAAUUCACAAAGCAGGCAGGUGGUGAAUGGCACCGGGUUCAUGGUAGCUUCCUGGCAGUCAACCUGACCUGCAUGAGCAGUGCCUGUCCUAAGAGCCCCAAGGGUCUCUCACCUUGUGCCCACCUGGCCGAUGGAACUGCCGACCUUAUCUUGGUGCACAAAUGCUCGGUCUUCUCCUUCCUGCAGCAUUUGAAUCGGCACACCAACUGCUCAGACCAGUUUGACCUGCCCUUUGUGAGUGUGUACCGGGUUCGAGCUGUUCGCUUCACCUCCCCCAAAGGGGAAGACUGGGAGGGAAGACAAGAAGCUGCACAAGAACAGAACAUACUCUGUGGGGGAAUAUGCCAAGGACAGCCUCUGGUCAGCUGCUGGACCUGCGAUGGAGAGACUUUGAACUACACUGAUAUCACCAUUCGAGUACACGGGAGUCUCAUCCAUCUCUUUGCUCGUGGAAUUGAACAGCAACCAAGCACGUCCUAGACGUUUUCUGCCAGCUGAAAGGCAACCUGAUGAAAGGCAAAGCUCCUGCUGAGAAUUUCAGACCACAGCCUCAAGAGAGUCGCUUCCUAAUAUAUGUAUUAAUUAGGAAUGGAAUCCAAGAGGUUCAAGGGUAGAAGCUGAGCCUGAGAAAUUUCAGCUCCAGUUAUCAGAGAUAGCUUCCUCCAUAAGGAGGUUGUGCUUCAGCUCUUAUCUGACUGAGGCUGCUGCCUUGCCCUGGUUAGGAAAAGCAGAGGCAUGGAUGCUAGGUUGGCUAUACAGGUACAAGGCCCCCUGCUCCCAUAUUUUAUUUAUAGCCUUCAGGCCAGCCGUAAUUGUGCAAUACUAAGAUUCAGUUGCCCAGACAGGUGAAGAUUAAGCAGAGCUAGCUCGUGGUUACAAGUGGACUUAAGACGCCUCAAACAUGUAUUCAAGAGACACAAGAUGGUGGAGUUUUUGUAGUAACUUCCAUUUCCAGAACAGCAUCAUGUACAAAAUCCAAAGGAAUGUAAGAAGUAGUUCCAAGUAAAAGCAAUUGAUAAAGCAGAAUACAUAGAUGAGGAAGGAGUACGGAGUGUGAGACCAAAAAAAAACCCUCUGCAGCUUUCUCAUGCCAUCAGAAGCUUUCCCAGCAUAACAGCAGAAACUGGAAUGGGAUAGAGAGAGAGAGUGCACACGAGGGCCACCAAGAGGUCAGCGGCAGAAGAUGCUGUUCGUGCUGAAGAUAUCCCACUGCAGCUGGAGAAGUGCACGAAUGUCUAAGCCCAACAAGCUGCCCUCUCAGACAAGAUGGGCACGUCACUGCCAAGCCUGGCCUGGCUCAGUUUCUCUGGAGAGAUGUAGAGACGAGCUGCGGGUGCCAUUCCAAGAGGCAGAGGCUGACAGGAUUCAGAGCUUGUGAGGAUUGACCCACCGGUAGGUGCCUUCGUACUGAAAUCCCACUCUCUUCAUCAAUUCAUCAGCCUCGGUAGGGCCACGGCUAGAAGAUUAAAAAAAAAAAGCAACCUAUUAAUAUUUCCAGAAACACGGCUAUGAGCAAGCCUCACUCAUGGACUUCAACAAAUGACUGUUUUGUACUGCUGUUCUUCUCACCUCCUGAGCAGAAAAAUAGUAAUGGUUUCUUUAAUGAUCCAGAAA
Molecule: messenger RNA, 2809 nt
Organism: Notechis scutatus (mainland tiger snake)
Lineage: Eukaryota; Metazoa; Chordata; Lepidosauria; Squamata; Elapidae
Product: ceramide kinase-like
Biological process (GO): ceramide metabolic process; phosphorylation
Molecular function (GO): ceramide kinase activity
Source: RefSeq, a predicted model, not a curated record